This is a messenger RNA of Branchiostoma belcheri (Belcher's lancelet), 2176 nucleotides long. Its product is annotated as endothelial lipase-like. The record is from RefSeq and is a predicted model, not a curated record. Lineage: Eukaryota; Metazoa; Chordata; Leptocardii; Amphioxiformes; Branchiostomatidae. The transcript is spliced from 11 exons. The coding region runs from base 237 to 1769 and encodes 510 amino acids. Gene Ontology annotation, biological process: lipid metabolic process. Gene Ontology annotation, molecular function: triacylglycerol lipase activity; protein binding.
UUUGCAAAGCGUGCGUCACGAUCACCCCAUGUUACACCCUAGAAACCGCCUCAAAUAUCGGAUAUUUACACUUCUGCCGGGAAGUUUGAGUCAGAACACGGGCGGGACUCGCUGGGAACACACCUACUGGCGUUUCGGACGACAGUAGCGCAGUUUCUGAGAUUGUGUCGCUGAAGACGUCGUCCCCAGGGCCCCCAGCGGCACUCUCGUCCCCGCCGUCCCUACAGAAGAAGAACAUGUCCUCAGUUUGCCUGACCAUAGCCUUCAUCGUCACGUGUCUACUGUCCUUACUCAGCUGGGCGAAAGGUGAGCGGCAGGUGAGGAGUAGCGGUGCGGCAGGUACUCAGGAGAAGUCGGUGUGUUACGGAAGGCUCGGCUGUUUCAGUAACGCGCCGCCAUUUUCCUCAGACAUCCCCCUCCCCCAGCCCAGGAAGAGAAUCAACACAACUUUCCAUCUGCGCACGCGCAGCAACCCCGUCCAGAGCCAUGUCCUGAAACCUGGACGGCCGGAGACACUGCGCAGGUCUAACUAUGAAUCAGGCGUAAUGACGAGGAUCAUCCUACACGGGUACAGCAUGUAUGGAACACUGGAGCCGUGGAUAAACACAAUGGUACAGGCCAUCCUAGCGAAGGACGACUCUAAUGUCAUCGUAGUGGACUGGAUGAAGGGCGCCAUGGCCACCUACUCUCAAGCCGUGGGCAACACCAGACUGGUCGGCGCCGAGGUGGCGAACCUUAUAAAGUGGUUGAUGGACAAAACGGGAAAUCCAUUAGACAGUUUUCACAUCAUCGGUUUUAGCCUGGGAGCACAGGUAGCAGGGUACGCCGGGGACAGGCUGGGAGGACGCAUCGCUAGAAUAUCAGCUGUGGACCCGGCCAACCCAGGGUUCAAGGACACCGAUCCCAGAGUGCACCUGGACCCGAGUGACGCCAUGUUUGUUGACGCCAUCCACACAGACGGGAACACGCUGCUGGGUGUGGGGCUGGGGAUGAAGGACGCCAUCGGACAUGUGGAUUUCUACCCAAACGGUGGCAACGAUCAACCAGGCUGUAACAUGGCCUCUUCCUCUGAAGGAUCCAUAUUAUAUAAACUAAGUGUGACAUUUUCAUGCGAUCACUUUCGAGCGGCGGACCUUUACAUCGCCACCAUCAACGCAACCAACGGACCGCUGCAAGGCUUUCAGUGCGACAAUUAUGACAGGUUCCGCCAGGGGACGUGCAUGAGCUGCAGGGGAAACAGGUGCAGGUCGAUGGGCUGGGACGCCGAGAGAGUAGCUCAUAAGGAACGAGUCAAGUUCUACCUGCAGACGACAGCAGAGGAUCCUUUCAAAGUCUACCACUACCAAGUGAAGAUGCACUUUCGAAAUGUGUCCAGAGCAAAGGAAGUGGACGCCAAACUGUACCUACAACUCAGAGGGCCUGAGGGAGAAACUGAGGAAGUCGCGUUGAAAGAAGGAAACCAGGUACGCAUAGUGCCUGGCCAUUCGCAGAAGUUUCUCUUCUCAACACCGACUCACCUUAGCAAGGUAGAGUCUGUAUCCUUCCGCUGGGAGGAAGUGACGUCAUCGUCCUCCUGGUGGUUCAGUUCGUGGUUCGGCGCGGAGGAGGAGGAUUCGGGAGAGAAAACUCUGCACGUCAAGUCCGUCAAAUUGAAGCCCGGAGAGGCUGACGUACAAACUAGAUCGCACUAUUGCCUGUCCCGCCCUCACCGCGGGAUUCUUGCCAAGGAGACGAAGAUGUUUAGAAGCUGUAUACGCCGUGCGGCAUGACGGGUGGAAGUACCAAGGUUGCGAAUUGGUACACGGAGAAUAGUGACGUCACCGAUCCGUAGUCAGACGCUGCCAUAUCUAUUUAUAGAUUUGUAUAUAUAUUUUGGUACGGUCUUAUUUAUAUAUCUGCUUUUUUACCAGCGGAACUGCAUCGAAUUUGAAUAUUAUGUAUAUAAUCCGUUAUUUAAGAUACAAAUGUACGGUUUUCAGAAUGUUUUACAAAUAAUUUAUGACAUCGCUCGUUGCAAUAGCUAGUACACGCUGUUCUAAGUUAAUGUAGUUAUACGUUUAUCGCCAUUGUUGCUGUUUAAUUGAUGUGAUCAUGUGAUGUCGUGUCCGUGCCAACCGUAACUGUCACCUUGUGUUUCACAGAAUUAAGCCUAAAUAAAAUGAUCCGUUAUAUGAAA